This is a messenger RNA of Phytophthora nicotianae INRA-310, 96 nucleotides long. RefSeq lists its product as hypothetical. The transcript has a single exon. The record is from RefSeq and is a predicted model, not a curated record. The coding region runs from base 1 to 96 and encodes 31 amino acids. Lineage: Eukaryota; Oomycota; Peronosporomycetes; Peronosporales; Peronosporaceae.
AUGUGCUGUCUAUCUCGGAGGGCAUCCCUACUGUCCAGACGGUUGGCCCAGAAGACUACGUCCCUAGGGAGACUGUGGACGUACCGUCCAACGUGA